AUGUCGGCUGCCAGUCCACCAGACCCGAAGGAUUCACUGCCCAGAAAUGUGGUCAUAAAGACGGAGCCCGAGAACGACGGCGGGCUGGUCUUCGGGGCGGGGGACGUGCCUGUUAGGCGGGAGCCCGUCGUCCCUCUCAUGGCCCCGGUGAGCGGGGUGCAGCCGCUCUCUUGGUCGCAGGACCACCGCCUGGCUGUGUGCACCACCAGCUCCAUGUCGCUGAUGGAGCUGGUGUGCGACGUCCACAGCAACAAACAGGACAUAGCGCUGCACAGGACCUCCAUCCCCGUGUCCACAGAGGGGCACAGAAUACGGGUGGGACCAGCCCAAGAGCAAGCUGAAGCGAUGGAGAAGUUUUCCUCACAUCCCGACCCCACUGUAAGGCAAGUUUUUCUGGCAGACCGAGUGAUGAACCCAUCGGUAGGAGUGCACAAAGGAAUAAAGUACUCCAGUUGGUCUCCAUUAGGUUGUGACGCUGCUGGACGUUGUCUGCUUUCUUGCUUAACACUUGACCAUAGACUCACCAUUCAUCAUAGCCACAAGCGCCUUGAGUGGAACAUGCUCGUUGACCUCACCAAAAAGUACAGUGAGAGGUUGAAGGAGCGAGGCUACGCCAAAAAAGACAACAAGCCGCCGGAGGCAAACCUGCAGGACUUUGAGGAGCUGCAGCGACGUUUCCGUAUGCAGACUCCUCUGAGGAUGGAGUGGUCGAGCGUUUACACGAUCAAACAGGUUCAGCCAGACAACACGUGCGUAGACGUGGAGAUGGUACUCCUCGCCAUCUUAAUGGAGAACGGCGACCUUGUUUUGUGGAAAUUCAUAGUGCCUUUUUUAAACGGGGAAGAUGUCACAUUUUAUGAUAUCAUUGAGUCAGGUGUGACUAGACCCAGUGACUUGGCGUGGUGGGAGUAUGAAAGUGCAGAUCGUCGGAUGAGCGGCCUGAUUGUUGGCAGUGAGGUGGGACCCGUCAAGAUCAUGCCGGUCAGUCUGUCGGGAGUGAAGGGCUACUUCACCCUCCGACACCCGGUCAUCCUCUGGAAGGAGUGCGACGAGAUUGCUGUUGAAAACAUCAAAUGCGUCCCGAUGAUCCACCCGAUCCAUAAAUCCAGCUGCAGCCUCAUUGUCGCCUCAAGGGGCUGCUACGUGUUUUGGUGUUUGCUCAUGAUUUCCCCGGCCGGACUAAAUGUGUACAACUCUCACGUGGCGGGGCUCCACUCGCUCCCUGUAGUCUCACUAGCGGUCAGUCAACAUGGCGUUGCAGUGUACACAUGUUCCAUAGAUGGGUGGAUUAAAAAACUGACACCAACAUUCACAGAGAAGACUUUGAUUUUCAAUCAAGAGGACAUGAUGCGUCCUGAAAACCUUACAGGAAGGCGGAUACACGGUAUUGCAGUAAGCUACAACGGAGCGUAUAUAGCCCUUGCCAGCACACAAGGUAUGGUUGGCCCCUAUCACCCAGUUAACAGGACCUACCAGGUUCACUUUGUGACCCUGAAAACACCAGAAACAGCAGCAGCACUGAUGCUUAAGUCCCCCACGCAGAACCUGUACAAACUGGCCGACCUGCUUGAUCUUGUGAGGUGGCAAAUUUUGAAAAACAAGUGUAUCCCUGCAUCGCUGCAAGAAGAGCUCGACCAAAAGAUCCAGGACGUAGACUCGCCUUACUUGUGGCGUUUCAAGCUCUUCUUGGUACGUGUACUUUACCAGUCACUACAGACACCACCAACGGAUCACCGCUGGAAACCUACACAUGAGGAGAGCAAGGUCUUUGUCAGGGAUGAGGAAGAGGAGGACGGACAAAACGAAGAAGACCCUGUGCAGGAGGAAGAAGAGCCUGCCGGGGUAAAACCACUGAAAGAGGAGAAUCUGGAGGAGCAGAUGGCGGAGGUGCAGGCUUGGAUCAAUGCCGUAGAGACCCAUCUGAUGAGAGAAAACAUGAAGAAGGUGCUGGGUGUGGUGUACCUCAACACCUGGAUCGCUCAGAACACCAGCGUACCCACCUGUGGCCUGAUGGAGUACCUCGCCAGAGACGCUAACGACAGAGCUGCAGAGGUCCUGAUCGGCCACAUCAAGAACAAGAUGAACAAGCAGACGUUCUCGGAGCGCUGCAGCCUGUGUCAGGAUGUGCUGCCCUUCACGGACCACAAACAAGCAAUCUGUAAAAACGGUCACAUGUGGCUCAGGUGUGUGUUGUCAUACCAGGCCUGCCAGACGCUGACGUUUAGACGUUGCCUCUUGCUCGAUAGCAUUGCCAGACUGCCAGAGCCUGAAGACCCAGAGUGGAUAAAGAAGAUCCUGCAGGCGCCCUGCACGUUCUGCGACUCGCCGAUGAUCUAGAGCCAAAUGACUGGAGGAACCUACCUCAGGGCUUCCCUGCGACCUUCAGAGCCCCCACCCCCGCUCUGAUGCAGGGUCCAAUUUUGUCAGACAUCACUGCUGCAACUUUUUUUUAUUU
Molecule: messenger RNA, 2455 nt
Organism: Scomber scombrus (Atlantic mackerel)
Lineage: Eukaryota; Metazoa; Chordata; Actinopteri; Scombriformes; Scombridae
Gene: gtf3c4
Product: general transcription factor IIIC, polypeptide 4
Exons: 5
Coding region: 1-2337 (778 amino acids)
Biological process (GO): transcription initiation at RNA polymerase III promoter
Cellular component (GO): transcription factor TFIIIC complex
Molecular function (GO): histone acetyltransferase activity; protein binding
Source: RefSeq, a predicted model, not a curated record